ACGGUCCACUAUUGGCUCAUACGCCUGGACGACGGCCGGUGCGCUCGAUUAUUGGCUCGCUCUCGCUAGGUUCUAUUGGUUGCCUUCUCGAUGCUCCUUAUAACGGUCUCGUCGAUCCCGAGACGCUCUCUCACUGUUCUAUCGUCACUGGUACUGCCGUAUUUCACGUUCUGGAAGUCUAUCGCGCUCCCGCUCGUCGUUCGACGCGUUCUCGUUGCCGUCGUCUGCGUUCUCGCUCCUGUUCCCUCGCGACGGACGACUUAGGGCUUCGCUCAUAACGGCCUAGAGCUUCGAUAGACGACUCUGCUGCACUGCUCCUCGCUCACCAGAAUGAAGAGCG
Messenger RNA from Schizophyllum commune H4-8, 340 nucleotides. RefSeq lists its product as uncharacterized. Lineage: Eukaryota; Fungi; Basidiomycota; Agaricomycetes; Agaricales; Schizophyllaceae. Bases 91 to 264 code for a protein of 57 amino acids. The record is from RefSeq and is a predicted model, not a curated record. The transcript has a single exon.